CGAGGCUGGCUCGCUUGGGGACAGCACGUGGAACUGUGGAAGCGUCACUCGGUGACUGCAGUCGAAGUCUCACUUGCUGACUGGAUGCCCAAUUGAACCCCAUUUCCAUCUCCCCUCACCGAAUCCAUCUCCACAAUAAACGGGCGGCGUGACAGACGGCCGCUAUCUUUCGACCUUGGACUGUUUGUGACGACAUCACGCGACGAAUCGCGCCGACAUAGGGUCUACCACGAUCAAGGGUAACACAGAAGCAGGAGGUUAGACAGCGGACGGAAAGGGAGGAGAAAUCCGAGACGUAAUUCAGGGAGUUGAGUCGCGACAAAUCGUCGACGUCGAUUGGGAAUUGCCUCGACGGCCGGCAUCAAUCACACCAACCGACGAGCUGUUCCGACAGCAGAACAACAGACCGAACCAUCCAAGCAUACCCAGGAGUCAACUAGACUUUGUCCGAACUCGGCGGCGCGUUCCAAGAUGGCCUCAAGAGCCUCCGCCGGCGCAGCCGCAGCAGGCCCUCGAGCCAGCCCCAGCCCAGGAGGCCCGGGAGUCACGGCCAAGUCCACCUCGGAUCCCAUUCUUCGCAAUGCUCUGCGAUACACCAUCUCGGCUCGCGAAUACGCCGUGCUGCACAAACACGUCAUCUCCAAGUCCAAAACACUGAAGAAACGGGCACCGACAGUCGAUACCGUGCAGAGAAUCAUGGACGGUGAACUCCAGAAUAGGGGUCGCGGUGGUGGUGGUCAGGCAUUGCGUGCCAGUGCCAGUGGUAACGCUUCUUCCGGCGACAAGGGAUCGAAGGCGAAGGCUAAAGAGGAGGUAUUGGCCAGGAUUGCUGGCAAGGGAGCGGGUGCCGACGAUUACAAUGCGAGGGCGAUUAGACACUCGCUGCGCGUGUUCAUUGCGACAGGCGCGUUGAUGAAGCUGUGGGGGAUCGUGUCGGCGAGGGUUCUAGGGAAGAAGCAAGGUGGUGCUGCCAGCGGUCAGAAGCAACCGCUUCACAAGUCGCCCACCCUCCGGCUAUCCGUAUCACUCAGCACCAUCUUGCUGAUGUACCGACUUCUUUUCCGCUUCUUCACGCGCCUACGUGCUCACUUGCUGGACCCUACGGCGGCUCCCUUCCGGAUUCGCAACCCCAAGACUACGCUCACACUUACGUCGCCGUACGCCCCUGCCGUCGGCGCCUCUCUGGCUGGUCUUGCGCUGGGUGUCUAUCCGAGCCAGCAGCUACGUGUUUCCAUUGCCGUGUAUGCGCUCUUCAGAGCACUCGAGUUCGGAUGGAAUUGUGCCGAGGAUAACGGCAUGGUAUGGGGUUGGGAUAAGGGCACCCAUGGCAGGCCGGAUAAGAAGCGGGCGAGGCCGUGGUGGUGGGGAAGCUGGAUGUUGCAGCCCUUCGCCUUUGGCCAACUGUUGCAUGCCGCCGUGUUCGAUCGGGACUGUUUCCCUACGGCAUAUGGCGACUUCAUCUUCAAGCACUCGACGGCCUAUCUCCAUGCCAGGCCCGAGGAUUUCCCUCUCAGCCUGAAGUGGCCCAAGGUUUACGAAAUCAUCGACAGCCUCGCCACAAUGGCCAAGCUGAACUGGCCAGCAUUCAUCUCCCCCGUCCUCUUCCCAGGCAAAGAAGACACCCUCCCAGCCUCCCUCUCCGCCAUCGCCCCCCUCACCUCGGGCGCCCACCCACUCAUCACAUCCCUCUCCUGCGCCACCCUCCACCCUUCCGACCCGUCCUGCACGCGCACCUUCCUUACCUUCUGGCUGCGCUCCUUCCCCCCGCUAACCAAGAUCCUCCUCCUCGUCUACUCGGCCAUGGUCCUGCCCCGCUUCAGCUCGCUCUACCACUACCCGCUCUCCACCAUCCAGGGCAUCAUCUCCAACGCGCUGCGCAUGUCGACCUUUCUCACGGGCGCCCUGGGCACCUGGUGGAGCAGCAUCUGCUUCUUCCAGACGUGGCUCCCGCGCACGUUCAUGCCCACGCAACGCUUUUUCUUGGGAGGCUUCCUGGCCGGCUUCUGGGCGUAUCUGGAGAAGAAGAAGGGCAGGCCGAUCUUCUUGCACACGGCCAAGGCGAGCUUGAAUAGCCUUUGGAAGGUCGGUGUUAAGAGGAGGUGGUGGCGGGCGAUGAAGGGCGGCGAUGUUUGGGUAUUCGUAGCGGCGUUGGCGCUUACGGGCGUGGUGUAUGAGAGGGACGCCAAGGCAUUGAAGGAGGGGAAUUGGAGAAAGGGUGUUUCUUGGGUGAGAGGUGAGGGGUGGAGGGAUUGGGUGGAGACGUUGGAGAUUGAGGGCGAUGAGGCGGAUGAGAAGGAGGACCUGAAGCUUUAUGAGCGGGAGAUUGAAGAGGAUGAGUCGGAGGAGGAGGGUUUGAGGUACUGAGCUGGGAGGUCCCUGAUUUGAAGGGUUGGAAUGGAGAGGGAAAAUGGGGGUUUUGGUAUAGUGGUGGAAAAGGGGGAUGGGGGUUCUUGCUGUGCGAGCAGCCCUCGAUGGAUUGGCUGGCUGGCUGGCUGCCUUUUUGAAGAACAGACAUUAAAGACGUGACGGAGUGAUGGUUGCUUAAUGGCCUUGCCAAUGAUUGAUUGGGUGUACGUAGGUAGCCUGCGUACUUGUUUGAUGUAUAUACCCUUCUUUAGAUGAUUCUUGUUACAUACAUAUAGAGCUUGACUUACCGCACC
Neurospora tetraspora is the source of this 2660-nucleotide messenger RNA. RefSeq lists its product as uncharacterized. The transcript is spliced from 4 exons. The coding region runs from base 472 to 2364 and encodes 630 amino acids. Lineage: Eukaryota; Fungi; Ascomycota; Sordariomycetes; Sordariales; Sordariaceae. The record is from RefSeq and is a predicted model, not a curated record.